Yamadazyma tenuis ATCC 10573 is the source of this 2046-nucleotide messenger RNA. It is a transcript of the gene PTC2, whose product is annotated as type 2C protein phosphatase. Gene Ontology annotation, biological process: protein dephosphorylation. Gene Ontology annotation, molecular function: protein serine/threonine phosphatase activity; cation binding. Lineage: Eukaryota; Fungi; Ascomycota; Pichiomycetes; Serinales; Debaryomycetaceae. The record is from RefSeq and is a predicted model, not a curated record.
AAAACUGAUACAUUUCUUCUGCUUACCGCUGUUGAAGUUGCUAUUAAACACUUAGUUAUCACUUUGGCUUCUAAAUACAGUUUUCAAAAAGCAUCAUAGAACCCAUUGACAUCUCAACAACUGGCUUUGUUUAUAUCUUUUAGAGAGUUUAUCCUUGUUCUGAAUCCAUCGUUUUUUGGUGUAUCGUGUUUCUUAAUCUUAGAAACAACCCAUUGUUCGAAUUUUCCAAAUCUAAACUAUCCGAACACACUGCUUACGUGGUUCUAGUGAUCGUUGACUUCCAACAAUUUUCCACAGCUUCCGCUUGAUCAAUAAUAUAAACUCCACAGUAUGGGACAAAUACUUUCUCAACCAGUAACCGAAAAACAUUCGGAGAAUUCGGAGGAUUCCCAUGUAUCUUAUGGUCUCUCUUGCAUGCAAGGUUGGAGAAUCAAUAUGGAAGAUGCACACGCCACCAUUUUAGAUAUGCAUGAUGUUAAGAAAUUCGAAGUCGAUCAAGACGACGCAGAGGAUAAAGAACACGAAGUACCUAAGUCUAACGGAGUUACGAAUGAUGAUUCCGACCAAGAGCAUGUAAGCUUCUUUGGAGUGUAUGAUGGGCAUGGAGGUGAAAAGGCUGCCAUCUUUGCUGGUGAAUAUUUGCACCGUAUCAUCAAGGCUACCGCUGCUUACAGCAAAAAGGACUAUGUUAACGCGUUGAAAGACGGGUUUUUAAGUUGUGACCAGGCAAUUUUGAACGACUACAAUAUGAGAGAUGACGACAGUGGGUGUGCUACGACUACGGCCAUUAUUACCACCUCUGCCAUCUACUGUGGUAACGCAGGUGACUCCAGAACCGUGAUGUCCAUUGAUGGAUUUGCGAAAGCGUUGUCGUACGAUCAUAAACCUUCCAAUGAAGGUGAAAAGACCAGAAUCUGUUCUGCUGGAGGUUAUGUCGACAUGGGAAGAGUUAAUGGUAACUUGGCGUUGUCCAGAGGUAUUGGAGAUUUUGAAUUUAAAAAGAAUAUCGAUUUACCUGCUGAAGAGCAAAUUGUCACUUGUUAUCCUGAUGUGAUCCAACACAACAUCGACUUUUCCAAAGACGAGUUUGUCAUUUUAGCUUGUGAUGGUAUCUGGGAUUGUUUGACCUCUCAAAAUGCUGUUGAAUGUGUUAGAAGAGGUAUCUUUGAAAGAAAAGACUUUACCACUAUCUGUGAAGAAAUGAUGGAAUUAUGUUGUGCACCAACCAGCGAUGGUUCUGGUAUUGGGUGUGACAACAUGUCCAUUGUUAUUGUGGCAUUAUUAGAUUAUACCAAGAAAGAAACUUUAGAGCAAUGGUACGAUAGAGUGAUUGAAAAGAUCAACAUUUCUCAAUCUGAUGAAGUUGAUGAGAAAACCAAGGCCAAAUAUGGACCUGUUUCCAGUCCAUACGGACAAAUCUACAAGGAAAUCUACGGUCAGUAUUAUGAAAUCGGCCAACAGGCUCAAUCUGCUGGUUCAAGAGGUGCCCCAAGUGCACAAAGUGGACUUGGGGGUUACUCAAUGUUUGGUGGAUUACAAGGAUUACGUGGUAACAACACGGGAUUCACCGGCGACGAAGAUAAUGACGACGAAGAAAAUAACGACAUCAAGAUUGCUAAUGAAGGUGAUGAAAUCACUGCCAAUGGUGCUAUAUCAUUGCAAAAAUUAUUGGCAUCCAACGCUAUCACCAAUGAGAAUGGAGUGAUUUACUUGGAUACCAGCUCUGCUCAAUCGUUAUUAGCUCAUUUCGGGGUGCCUGGUGCUGCUGAAGAUGUCAAUUUCGAAGACGUAGAGGACCUAGAAGAUGGUGAAGAUGUUCAUGAUAAACAUAUAGAAGAAGAUAUCGAUGAUGAUGAAGAAUGAAUUAAUUAAAUUCACCUUCUAGUUAACCUGAAGCUAAUGAUUAACGUUGAUGACCUUUCAAUUAAUUUGUUAAUUUGCAUAAAGAUUCUUUUACCUCCUUUUUUUAUCCAAUCAUUUAUUCGGUCACAACGAUUAAUAAUGUUUCCUGCUCUUUUUUGUAUAUGAAUAUAUUUUUCUAUUGUA